This is a messenger RNA of Bombyx mori (domestic silkworm), 3386 nucleotides long. Its product is annotated as odorant receptor 4. Gene Ontology annotation, molecular function: odorant binding; olfactory receptor activity. The record is from RefSeq and is a predicted model, not a curated record. Gene Ontology annotation, cellular component: plasma membrane. The transcript has 9 exons. Gene Ontology annotation, biological process: detection of chemical stimulus involved in sensory perception of smell; sensory perception of smell. NCBI's taxonomy places the organism in Eukaryota, Metazoa, Arthropoda, Insecta, Lepidoptera, Bombycidae. The coding region runs from base 1740 to 2966 and encodes 408 amino acids.
GGUCGUAAUUUUGUGCGUAUAUUGUUUCACUGUAAACAAGAAACGUCAGAAUUUAGCGACCUCAAAAUAUUUUGUUUCGAUGCAACUAAAACAAAACAAAGGUUUUUAAUAAUAAAAAUUAAACCUUCAUCACAAAUUGGAUAAGAUGCGCCAUGCACAAGUAUGAAAUGUUGUAACUGUUGUAAGUAAUGUAAAAAAGAGUUUUCAUAAUUAAAUGUCCAUUACUAACAGAUUCAUACAGAUUUUAAAAUGUCGUUGUCGUGUAAUUAUCUACUCUGUUUAAUACUAUGCUUUAGGGAUUGUUCUGUGUAUUGUGUGUAUUAAACAGAUGUUAUAGUUAGAACAUGGCGUCUGAUAGUGAAGCAGCUUACGAGCAUUUUCAAUUUAUGAAAUACUCGAGUGAGAUAGUUAUCUGGUGAGACAAAGGAUAAAUCUACGGCAUCGUCAAUAAUAGAAAUAAAUAUAAUACGAGUAUUUAGAAAAAGCAAAUUGGCCAAUUAAAUUCUGAAAUUUUCUUUUUUUUUACCUUGCUGAAAGCCUUGGUAGCCUUGAGAGGCUAUUUCAACGAAACCUUAACCAGUAGGUGAGCAGUGCGUCGCAGAAUCUACCACCGGAUCGGAAACGAGACCCACUGAGAAGAUCCGGCGAUAAACUCAGUAGGUGUGUCUAUGGGUUAAUUCGCUCGUCGAGCCCUUCGUCGCAAGCGACGGAUUCGACGAGAACGGUGACCGGUGCUUGUGGUUACCGGUAGGGAGGAUCCGUAAUGACGUGUUUUGGGCGACGUCGAUUGUUUACCAUUGGGUCUACAGGAUCGGGUAUGUAGUUUCCAGCGGUCACGACAAGAGGGUUCUCAUGUUGUGCCGCCUUCUCAAAGUGAAAAUUCUCUAUUCUUUACUUGUAAAGCAAAUGGCAAAAGCAAGUGCAUGUGUUAUACUAAUGCCGCCAUUCAACAACUGUUUCGAGGCAAAACAACCAGAGCUGUGCCAUCUAUACGUAUAGGAUGUGAUUCCUUGAUUUACAAUACGCCCUACCACGCAAUGUAUACUUUGUGCGAUUUUUAUCUUAAAAUACCCACAAUUCUAGUACAAUUCUCUAGAGUAAGAUUUUUGUUACUAUAGUAGCUGUAUUUAGUCUAUGUCGCUUUUUUGACUUAAUCGUAGAGAAGGGAACUGCUAUUUAUUUAUUAAGGAACCACGCAAGUACGCAAUUACGGGGUGCAACAAAUUACUCAGUGAAAUAAUCUAAUUAGUAAUUCGGAAUUGUUAGCAUCUAAAUGUAAGCAUCGGAGUAGAACUAAAACGAAUUUGAAAAUAUAUUUGGAUCUUUACAUAUUGUGUUAUUCAGCCUAAUUUUCGUUAGAGAUUUAAUAAUGUUUUCGAAGUAAUCCAAAAAGUUUCACAAAAGAGCACAAAAUAAGUUUAAUAUUCGACAAAUAAUAUUCGUCAAAGUCAUGACUGGGAUAGGUCUGAAAAAAAGUUUUAAUGAAUGCUCGUAUUCUUAAAACGUACAUUAUUUAUGAGAGAGUUCGUAACCCAUUUGCGUUUUAUGUAGAUUUUUUUUGAUAAUGAAUAUUUUAUGUAUAUGUUAUCAAAUGGUAUAACUUCCAAAGUAACGAAAUUAUUAAUACAACAUGAAGCAGUUAUAUAGACUACGAAAAAUAUCGACUUGUUCAUUUGUAAGAGAUUUUCUUUGACAGCUAGGACGUAACUCGUGCUCAAACCUCAUAAACAGUUAGAAAUAUGUCUGAAAGCGACCAAAAAUUUGCCAGAAUGGAAAUAUUAGAAACUUUAAAGCUAUGUAAUUUUUGCAUCCGCAGGGUUGGAUUAUCAUUCAUCGACGAAGUACCUUUAACGGUUUUAGCUAAAUUAAAAAAGUACUUUUUGUUUAUUUUCUCAUCGUCGAUGUUAGUUCUGAUGCUCGCUGGCGAGGUGGCCUACGUUGCUGGGCAGAUGAUAAAUUCUGCUUCUAUUGAAGAAUUCGUUGGAAGCUAUUUACACAUUGCGGGAUACGAUACGAUGAGCUUCGGGAAGUUGAUAACGAUAUGGUAUAAACGAAACACCUUCAAGCAGCUAGUUGAGGAACUGGCAGUCAUAUGGCCUGUUUCGAUUAAGGAUGAAGUAGCAGCGCAAAUAAAACGAGAUAGCCUCUCCGCUUUAAAGCUAAGACAAUUUUUAUACGCAUUCUGGAAUGUUCUCGGAGUUUGGUUGUACAAUUUAACGCCAAUUGCCAUUCUUUUGUACCGAAAAAUGCGAGGGACUCCUGGAGAGCUUGGCUUCGUAUGGCAGCUUCUUUAUCCUUUCGACAAAACCCAACCAAUCUUCCAUGAAAUAGUUUAUGUUUUCGAAACAUUUUCAGGGGUUAUAUCAGUAUGCUGUAUGCUCGGCUCAGACCUGUUAUUCAUGACAAUGUCCAGCCACAUUAGCAUGUUGCUACGGCUAUUGCAAGUGCAGAUACGUCGCUUAGCUACAACCGAGGGGCGCAAUUACGAAUCCGACAAUGACUGCUACGAUGAAAUCAUUUCAGUAGUAAAAAUACACCAGAGACUCAUUUUCUACAUCAAUGAUCUUGAGAAUGCUUUUUCGGUCGUUAAUCUCAUAAACGUCCUCCUCAGUUCUGUUAAUAUCUGCUGCGUCGUUUUUACGAUCGUGUUUCUACAGCCCUGGAUGGAAAUGAGCGAUAAGUUUUUCUUAGGCGCUGCUCUGACUCAAAUGGGAAUCGUUUGCUGGUACGCUGAUGAUAUUUAUAGAGCGAGCGUGGGCGUAUCUGACGCGGUGUAUGAAAGCGGCUGGUACAGAACCAACACCCGUUGCCGGCGGGCGCUCCUGGUCGUACUUCAAAGGUCGCAAAAACCUUUGUUUUUCACUGCUCUGAAAUUUCGUUCAAUCACAUUGACCACCUAUAGCUCUAUACUUACCACAGCUUAUUCAUAUUUCACACUUCUCUACACUUCGUAUCGCCGUAAUUGAAAAUAUUGGCUGAGCCUUUGCUCGCCCACCUGUCCUGGUGAAACUGGAAAGGCCUUCGGGCCACCAGUAAACUUUCAAUCAUAAAAAAAAAAAAAAAAAAAAUUUAAAAUAAGAAAUUACUAUUUGAUGUUUACAAGAGCUCUAGUAUUGUUAAGAGCAAUAGUGAAAUGUAGUUUAUAAUACAAAAUGUGUAUUGUUAAGAAUAAUGCAUGUCCUACCAUUUAUUCUAUGACCAUUACAUUUAAAGCUAGUUGUAUAAUUGCACUUUUGUACCUAAAAUAAAGUCUGUUAAAUUAGUGAAGAUAACGAACAAAUACAUUUUUAUUUCAUUUUUAUUAAUUACGAAUUUGAAUACAAAUUUGAUUUUGUAUCAUAUUAUUAUAUAUAUCUAUGUGAAUUAUAAUAUGUUAUAAUCUUUAA